Molecule: messenger RNA, 5465 nt
Organism: Misgurnus anguillicaudatus (oriental weatherfish)
Lineage: Eukaryota; Metazoa; Chordata; Actinopteri; Cypriniformes; Cobitidae
Source: RefSeq, a predicted model, not a curated record
AUGGCUGCCUGGGAAGGCCUGAACCGCACGUGGAGAGAGAGAAUGGAGAGACUGGAGGAGGCCAUGACAGCUUCUGUUCAGUACCAGGACGCUCUUCAGGGCAUGUUCGACUACCUGGAUAACGCUGUCAUCAAACUUUGCGACAUGCCAGUCGUGGGGACCGAUCUCAGCACUGUCAAACAACAGAUUGAGGAGCUCAAGCUGUAUAAAGUAGAGGUGUACCAGCAGCAGAUUGACAUGGAAAAGCUUAGUCACCAAGGAGACCUGUUGCUCAAGAAAGUGACUGAUCAAACAGACCGAGACAUGAUCCAGGAGCCACUCACCGAGCUACGCCACCUGUGGGACAACCUGGUGGACAAGAUCACAGUCAGACAGCACAAGCUGGAAGGGGCUCUGUUGGCACUCGGUCAGUUUCAGCAUGCUCUCUCUGAGCUGCAGUCCUGGCUCAGUCACACUCAUGCCACACUGGACACCCAGCGGCCCAUCAACUCCGAUCCCAAGGCCAUUGAAAUUGAGCUGGCCAAGCACCACGUUUUAAGAAAUGACGUGCUGUCCCAUCGGGCCACGGUGGAGGCGGUGAACAACGCAGGCUCUGAACUCCUGGAGUCCAGUCCUGUAGAUGAGAUCAACCACCUGAGGGAUCAGCUGGACGAACUCAACCGCAGCUGGAAGAACCUUCUGCUGAAGAGUGACGAGCGGCAGAAACUUCUGGAAGCUGCUCUUCAGCAGGCGGAGGGUUUCCAUGGAGAGCUGGAGGAGUUUCUGCAGUGGCUCAGACGCACAGAGAGUCAGCUGUCUGCUGCCAAACCCACAGGUGGCCUGCCUGAGACCGCCAGAGAGCAGCUGCAACAACACAUGGAGCUCCAGGCUCAGUUGACCCAAAGGGGCGAGCAGUACCAUCGACUUCUGGACAAGGGAGAGUCCAUGCUGCUGGCCAGAGGAGGAGAAGACGCUGGACCCGGUACCACACAGACACAACAAAACCUGGCUCUACUACAAAACAAAUGGGCCAGUCUUAAUGCCAAGAUAGAUGACAGAAGGGCUAAACUGGAAGAAGCUGUCUCGCUGGCGACAGGUUUCCAGACCUCCCUGCAGGACACUAUUAACUGGCUGACCCAAGCAGAGCAGACUCUCAACAUGGCUCAGGCACCCAGCCUCAUUCUCGACACCGUGCUCUUCCAGAUAGAUGAGCACAAGGUGUUCGUGAAUGAGGUGAACACCCACCGAGACCAGGUUCUGGCUCUUGAGAAGGCCGGAUCUCAGCUGAGGUUCGCCAGUCUCAAACAGGACGUGGUUCUAAUCAAGAACCUGCUGCUCAGCGUUCAGGCUCGCUGGGACAAACUGAUACAGAGGUCACUGGAAAGAGGACGUCACCUGGAUGAGGCCCGCAAGAGAGCCAAGCAGUUUCAUGAGGCCUGGAGGAAGCUGACAGAUUGGUUGGAGGAGGCAGAGAGCAGGUUGGACUCGGAGCUGGAAAUCUCCAACGAGCCAGACAAGAUCAAAGUCCAGCUUGCAAAACAUAAGGAGUUCCAAAAGUCUCUUGGGUCCAAACAGCCGGUGUAUGACACCACAGUGCGCUCUGGGAAGGCCAUGAGAGACAAAGCCACACUUUCCGAUGACACCCAAAAACUGGACCACUUGUUGGGGGAGGUCCGUGACAAAUGGGAUACCGUGUGUGGAAAAAGUGUGGAGAGGCAACACAAGUUGGAGGAAGCUCUGUUGUUCUCAGGACAGUUUGCUGAGGCUCUCCAAGCUCUUGUAGAUUGGCUGUAUCGCGUGGAGCCUCAGCUAGCAGAAGAUCAGCCUGUCCAUGGAGAUCUGGACCUGGUCUCUAACCUCAUGGACUCCCACAAGGCCUUCCAAAAGGAGCUUGGCAAGAGAACCAGCAGCGUGCAAGCUCUGAAGCGUUCUGCUAGAGAGCUAAUGGACACGGGCCGUGACGACACAGCUUGGGUCAAAGUUCAGGUGCAGGAGCUCAGCAACCGCUGGGAAACUGUCUGUGCCCUGUCAGUCUCAAAACAGACCCGCCUCCAGCAGGCUCUCAAACAGGCGGAGGAGUUUCGCACAGCUGUUCAGAUGUUGCUGGAGUGGCUGUCGGAGGCAGAGCAGACCUUGCGUUUCCGCGGUGUCCUGCCAGAAGAGGUGGAGACUCUACAGGCACUGUUGCACACACACCGGGACUUCAUGCAGACGGUUGAGGAGAAGAGGGUAGAUGUCAAUAAAGCUGCUGGUAUGGGUGAGGCCAUACUGGCCGUGUGCCACCCCGACUGCAUCACCACCAUCAAACACUGGAUCACCAUCAUCAGGGCUCGCUUUGAAGAGGUGCUGACGUGGACCAAACAACACGAGCAGCGUUUGGAGACAGCUCUGAGUGAAUUACACAACAAUGCUACACUACUAGAGGAGCUGUUGUCAUGGCUACAGUGGGCGGAGACAACACUGGUCCAGCGUGACACUGAAUCACUUCCCCAGGACAUCCCACAGCUGAAGACACUAAUUACAGAGCAUCAGAUGUUUAUGGAAGAGAUGACAAGAAAACAACCUGAUGUUGACAAAGUGACGAAGACGUAUAAGAGGAAACCAGCAGAACAUCCCAGCAGCCUGUCGGAGAGGAGGGGAACCCGAAAAAACCAGCAGCAGCAACAACAGCACUCGGUACAGGUUACCGGCGGGAAUCCUCGCCUCACCCAGCUUUGUUCACGCUGGCAACAAGUGUGGCUGCUCGCCCUCGAUCGCCAACGCAAGCUCAACGAUGCCCUCGACAGACUAGAGGAGCUUAAAGAAUUUGCCAACUUUGACUUUGAUGUGUGGAGAAAGAAAUACAUGCGCUGGAUGAAUCACAAGAAGUCUCGCGUGAUGGACUUCUUCAGGCGCAUCGACAAAGACCAGGAUGGAAAGAUCACGCGCCAGGAGUUUAUUGAUGGCAUCUUGGCAUCAAAGUUCCCUACCAGCAAGUUGGAGAUGACAGCGGUCGCUGAUAUCUUUGACAGCGAUUGCGACGGCUACAUCGAUUACUACGAGUUUGUGGCAGCUUUGCACCCCAACAAAGAUGCUUACAAACCAACUACAGAUGCUGAUAAGAUCGAAGAUGAGGUCACCAGACAAGUGGCCCAAUGCAAAUGUGCCAAGAGGUUUCAAGUGGAGCAGAUCGGAGAAAACAAGUACAGGUUUGGAGACUCGCAGCAGCUGCGUCUUGUGCGAAUCUUGCGCAGCACAGUCAUGGUUCGGGUUGGAGGUGGGUGGAUGGCCCUGGAUGAGUUCCUGGUGAAGAACGACCCUUGCCGAGUGCAACAUCCUGGACUUAAAAUCCUCCGUUCUGACUCCAGCAUCUCCAUAUCAUCUCGCAUAGUGACUGUCACUCCUGGCUAUUUCUGCUGCAGAGCUCGUGGACGUACCAACUUGGAGCUGCGGGAAAAGUUCAUUCUUCCAGAAGGAGCCUCGCAGGGUCUGGCGGCCUUCCGGUCCCGCGGGCGACGGUCCAAACCUUCAUCACGCACAGCUUCUCCCACCCGCUCGUCCUCAUCGGCAUCACACAGUGCCCACAGCUGCGCAUCGCUGCCCUCCGCCCCUGCCACGCCCACAGCUUCUUCAAGGUCCUCCCAAUCCCAACCUCGUGGCUAUGCAAAGCCCUGGCUGGCACACAGUAAAACUCCAACUCCAUCCAAGUGCCAGUCCUGCCCAGAGCACGGCCAGACCCCUGGGCAUGAGGGAGGCUCCACGUCCAAACUUAAGAGACCAACUUUCCAUUCCAGCCGUGGCUCUUUGACUGGUGAGAAUGGUGGAGCCACACCAUCUACUAAACCUGGACGCUCCGACACUAAACGCACUCCAUCCUCUACGAGCGGCCCAGCCAGUCGAGCAGGGAGCCGUGCCGGAAGCCGAGCCAGCAGCCGAAGGGGCAGCGACGCUUCCGACACUUCCGAGCUCAUGGAGACCCGUUCGGCUUGCUCCGAUACCUCAGACACACCUCGCCGACCUGGGGCCAAACCCUCCAAAAUCCCUACCAUCUCCAAGAAGACCCCAAGCCCUAAAACACCAGCAGGGAAGAAAUAAAGUCUCCAUCACAAUCUAUAUGACUGACGCUGAGCUGGUUCUGAUUAACCAGCAGGAGAGAAACAAACAACUUCUCUCGUUCUCCUCUCACUCGCAUGCCCUCAUCAGCCAGCUCAGACCAGUAGGGGUAAAUGAGACGGGACUAGACUCUUACCGAAACCCAGUCCGUCAGACACAGCUGUGCGCCGGUACAGCACCCAGAUAAAACCCCACCAUAAAUGCUGCCUUAUUUGUGUUAUACAUCACGUCCUUAAUUUGACGUUUGUGCGAUCGAGAAAGUACGACAUGACGUAUCAAACAUCUACAGUGCACACUAGGGGGCGGUACAGACGGCUGUCACUUUUGCACUGGGGUGUUUUUCACCACUAUGAAUAUGCAACCACCAGUCACACUCUCUCUCUCAUACAGAUGUGCAUGAUCAUGGUUGAAACGUGUGCAGACCACUCGGCACGUUUCUGCCACUUAAACGAAAGAGGAAAUCUUAUAUAUAAACAUUUCCCUAUUUGGGAUCUGUGCACUUGGGACAUUUUGAAAGUCUGUAUGUUUGUGUGUAUGUGAGUGUAUGGUAGUUUCUUCGAACACGGUGAUCACGAGAUGAAAUGGAAAGAAAGGUCUCUGUCUGACGUCACGUGUGAUACUUAAGGGACCCCUAAAGCGCACAGCAGAUAUGUUUCACUUGCUUGCAUCGAGCGUCUUCUCCACUGUGUUACAACCCAGGUGUCCAUGCAGUCGUUGUGUGAUAUUCUGUUUCUGUUGAGCUUAUUUUGUUACAGAUAUCAUGUUACAGAGCUUUGUUUUUACAGUAUGCAAAAAUAAUUACAAUUGUGAAUGUUUGUUUCAUGGUUAAUUUAUAAUCCUGAUGUUUUUGUUUCUUUUCUAGAGUAAGAAACUGUAUUUAUUUGUGAUUUGCAGUAUCAUAUCAACUCUCUGACUAGUAUUAAUAUAACCGAAAUGACGUUUUCUACUAAGUAAACAACAUCUCCUGACAUGAAGAAUUGCUUUUGACAACGAUCAUUUCUGAUGAUAACUGACCGUGAAGCUUAAUAAUUUCAAUGGUGGCCUUUUCGCCAGCGACUACACACUUUAAAUGACGUCAAAAGUGGCUUCCUGCUUCUUUUGUGACAGAAGCGUUCAGAUUAAUGGAUCGUGGGGGCUCUAGUGAAGCCCCCAUUAAACAGCGCUUUGAAUUUUGUCUUGUCUUUGACAAGCUGAAGCAUAUGAAACCUGAAGAAAGGUAAUUUUUAUUUAUUUAUUGUGUCAUUUGAGUAGGGGGAUACGAAAGGAUCCACCUUUUGAUUGUUACUUUUUACAUGACUGAGAGAAAACUGGGUGCAAUUAUGUAAAAGUACAGAAGUUAUGAUUAUAAAUCCUUUUUUGUUCUCUUUUGUAUUAAAAUAAUGCUUGCAGUCAAA